Penicillium argentinense is the source of this 3135-nucleotide messenger RNA. RefSeq names its product putative sister chromatid cohesion factor (Chl12). Gene Ontology annotation, molecular function: DNA binding; ATP hydrolysis activity; ATP binding. The record is from RefSeq and is a predicted model, not a curated record. The transcript has 3 exons. Bases 1 to 3135 code for a protein of 1044 amino acids. NCBI's taxonomy places the organism in Eukaryota, Fungi, Ascomycota, Eurotiomycetes, Eurotiales, Aspergillaceae. Gene Ontology annotation, cellular component: nucleus.
AUGAAUGAUUCCAUCGUCACCAAUCCUGUCCUCCUUCGACCCGGCCCUCCACCUCCACUCCGAAGAGCCCACCAACACAUCCAAUCCCCCUCCGAGUCCUUCGACGACGACCUCGAAGCAAUCCACCUAGCACGCGCGGAUUUAACCCGCAAUAAAGUCGUGAUCCAGCAUCGAGCCUGGAACUUGUCCGAUGUAUUUCGCAGCGACGACGAUUUAAAGCCUGAUACACCGACAAAGUCCUCCCUCGAAACGCCGCGAGCAACAGCCUACACACCAACCCGUAACUCCACCAUACUCCCUUCCUCUCCUCCGUUUCCAAAUAUGCCUUUCAUUUCGCCGCUCGGCACCUCAUACGAGAAUGCGGCCGGUGAGAAGCGAAAGGCCGGGGAAGUAGACGAAAGUCCGCAACAGACCGAACCCAAGCGACAGAAAUUCGUCGGAGGAUUCGUUGAUGAUGAUGAUGACGACGAGGAAGACGACGAGAUGGCCGCACUCAGGGAUGAACAGUUGAAAAGCCAGUUCGAAUUGCCUGAGAAUCCCGAAGCUCAACUUCCUGGCAUACCUCCUAUGGACCUGUCUAAACCGAAUGAUUUCACACCCGAAGUUCCGACCAUACAGCCUGAAAUGACCAUUCGAACAGCGCCUGCUCCCUUGAAAAGAUUUCAGAUCAAGACUUGCGCAGGGAAGACACACAAUGUUUCCUUGAAGAAGACCCAAGCCCCAGUUUCCUAUGAGCGCAUGAUUGCCAGUCGAUCUGAAGCGGAUCCUGGAAGAGCGAGGACAAGCUACUAUGGUAUUGAUAUUCACCAGAUGAUGGAUGAUGCUGCGAAUGAAAUAAAAGCUGCCGCGGCAGCACCUCGGCCGCCUGUCCAGCCAUCCAUAGAAAAACACGAUGGAGAUGCGAAGCAGAAGAAAUAUGAUUCGAUGAUGUGGACAGAGAAAUACCGUGCUCGCAAGUUCACCGAUCUAAUUGGAGAUGAACGUACGCACCGAGCCGUCCUUCGCUGGCUGAAGGGAUGGGAGCCGAUUGUCUUCCCGGGUCUAUUCAAGUCUCGUUCCAAGAAGUUCAAAGAAGAGGAUGACGAAGAGCGCUAUCACCGGAAGGUCCUCUUAUUGAGUGGACCUCCUGGAUUGGGAAAGACGACAUUGGCACAUGUCUGCGCCAAACAGGCAGGCUACGAGGUGCUCGAGAUCAACGCCAGUGACGAACGCAGCAGAGAUGUGGUUAAGGGCCGCAUCCGCGAUGCACUGGCAACGGAGAACGUCAAGGGUGCCAAUGUCGAAGUCGGCGAGAACAAGGUCCGUCGAGCUGCGAAGCCCGUCUGUGUCGUCGUCGACGAAGUCGAUGGUGUCGUUGGCGGAGCUGGAAGUGGUGGUGAGGGGGGUUUCAUGAAAGCCCUCAUUGACCUAGUCCUGCUUGACCAGCGCAACUCAAACCGUCCUUCGGAAGACAGCAAAGGCAAGAAGCGCAAGGGCGAUAAUUUCCGUUUUCUUCGACCUUUGAUUUUGGUCUGUAACGACCUAUACCACCCAAGUCUCCGGCCCCUCCGGGCCUCGUCUAUCGCCGAGAUGAUUCAUGUCCGACAAGCCCCGCUGGAGAACGUCGUCCAACGAGUACGGAGCAUCUUUACCCGCGAAGGUAUUCCAUGCGAUAACGACGGAGCCCGCCGGCUUUGUGAAGCAGCCUGGGGCAUCACGAAUCGAAGACAGCGCUCCACCAAGAACAGCGGAUCUGCCGAGGGUGAUAUCCGCAGCGUCCUCGUCGCCGCAGAAUGGGUUGCACAUAAGCUACGCAAUGAGCGUUCGUCCGCUCUACGAUUGACCCGAAACUGGCUCGAGAACCGAGUACUCAGUGCUUCCACGGAAGGCGGCUCAUUCUUCAAAGAAAUGAGCCGUGGAGGUGUCCGCGAGAUUGUGAACCGCGUUUUCACUGAAGGUGCCGGAUUCACUGAUGCUCCCGUCGGAGUGACCUCCUUCCAGGAUAAGUUCGAUGAUGCGAAUACCCGUGUCCCUGUUGGUGUGGCGGAUCUCCGUAAACGACAUGGUAUCAAUCGACUGCGGGAGAUGGUGGAUUCAAGCGGUGACCAUGACCGUUGUGUUACUGAUUGUUUUGCGGCAUACCCCAUCCAGCAAUACCAGGACGAUACUUUUCUUUCGAAACCGAAUGCUGCUUAUGAAUGGUUGCAUUUUCACGACUGCAUCUCCGCAAAAGUCCAUUUUUCUCAAGAAUGGGAGUUGAGUCCCUACCUCAGCCAGUCUGUACUGGGGUUUCAUCACCUCUUCGCUUCGGCUGCUGGCAAGAUCGACGCCCAGGAAAAAGAUGAGGACGAUGAAGAGGCCAAAGAAGAACACCCUUUUUCUGGCCCGCGAGCCGACUUUGCUGCUUUCGAAGCACUGAAGGCAAACCGUGCAAUCCUGACUGGUUUUCACACUUCUUUCUCUGCACCUAUCGUCCGGAUCUUCCGAUCCUCCGAGUCGGUCGUUACGGAUCUAGUCCCCUACCUCGUGCGCAUGCUCUCACCAGACGUCAAACCGGUGAUUGUCCGCGGAGGCGGCGAGCAGAGAAGUACAGCCACCGUCCGCAAAGACUCCGAGAAAACACUCGUACAAUCUGCCGCCCGCGUCAUGGCAGGGAUGGGAGUGACUUUCGAGAAAGUACGCGUUGAGCACGAAGGCGGAGGCCACGGCGGCUGGGCUUACAGAAUGGAGCCACCAAUCGACUCGCUAGUCUCCUUCUCCAGAAUGCCUCUCAGCAUGGCAUCCGGAGGUAGCGCACCAGUGCGGUAUGCCGUCCGACAAGUACUCGACCAAGAAUACCGGAAAGAAACCACGCGCAAACAAGCAGAGUCCGUUACUGCCGCUACUGGCGGGAAGUAUCCCCAAGUCAAAUCAGCGUCAGAACCCGGCGAUACGGCGAAGAAAGCUAUGAAAGAGGGCGUUGUCAAGCGAGAUUUCUUUGGCCGAAUUAUUCAGGAUCCUAGCCCCAAGGGUAAAGGCGGCGAGGAUAAAGAUGGUCACGAUCCGGCGAAUGAGUCGGCCAAGGCCGGGAGGAAGGUUUGGAUUACUUAUCAUGAAGGAUUCUCGAAUGCGGUGCGCAAACCUAUUUCGAUGGCUGAGCUUUUGACUGGGUUAUGA